UAAACAGUUUGAUGCAACAUAAAUUUCAACUUGCGUUAAAUUUAAUUUAAUUAGACCAAUUUUACUUCUAUUAAUUAAUUACUUUUUAAAGUAAUUACUUUCCUUUAUUUCUCAUCGAUAAUGUUCUUUUAUGUGUCUGUUUCCUUCUCAAAUUUCAUCAUAUUUUGAUAUUCUGUUGAUUUUGUUUGUUGUAAUACGGUGAUCUAAUUAUUUUGUUUUAUUUUGUUACCUGUUUGUGUUUUGUUUACCGUCAACUUUUGGCUUUUUAAUCAUGAAAUUCCCAGAUUCAUUGUCCUUUGCAGCUUUCUUUAUCUCUGUGACUCUAUUAGUGUCCGAAGUUUUAGGUAAACAAGACUAUUAUGAUCUUCUUGGUAUUAAAAAGUCGGCCACUGAUCGUGAAAUCAAAAGAGCCUUUCGAAAGUUAGCCUUGAAAUAUCACCCGGAUAAGAAUAAAUCAAAAGACGCCGAGGAAAAGUUCAGAGAUAUUGCCGAAGCCUAUGAUGUCCUUUCUGAUGCAGAUAAAAGGAAAAAAUACGAUAAAUUCGGACAUUCUGCUUUCUCGGGCCCUGAAGGCUCUUCUAGUCAUGGAGGAUGGAGUGGUGGAGCUCAUUUUAAAGCGGACUUUGAUUAUAAUGAAUUCUUUAAACAUUUCGAUGACGCAUUCCGAUUUCAUGGUUCAAACUAUCAAGCGCAUCACCAUAGCCAUGGGGAUAGUCAUCAUCAUGAAAGCUCUCAUCAACAUGACCACAGACACCAUCGGUUUCAGUUUGCUGGGUUUAAUUUCGAUGAUCUUUUCAGCGAUAACAUGUGGGAACCUGAAGACUUUCAUCACUUUGGCCAUUCUAGUCAAGGAUUUGGUCCUGAGUUCCAUGGGUUCGGUUCUGGUGAAUCUUUUUUCGGUUCUCAUUUUGGUCCAGGCAGUCACCAUCACAGUUCGAUGCAAUUCAAUCAGAAUCCUGGUUCAGGACAUGGCUGCAAGACGGUGACUAAAAGAGUGGGAAAUACUGUGAUGACUAUGACAGAGUGUACAUAAUGAAGAUUCUAGAAAAACCAGCAUUACCAUUCAAAUCUGUGCCUUCAAAAGUAUUCUAUGGUAAAGAUAUCAAAUCAUCUCAGCGCAAACCAAAUAUACUCUCAAGAACUGUCUGAUAUAAUAUUUAUCUCAUCUGUAAAUUUUUUGUAUUUAUAAAACUAGUGGCAUCUCAUUAAUAA
Molecule: messenger RNA, 1212 nt
Organism: Tetranychus urticae (two-spotted spider mite)
Lineage: Eukaryota; Metazoa; Arthropoda; Arachnida; Trombidiformes; Tetranychidae
Product: dnaJ homolog subfamily B member 9
Biological process (GO): ERAD pathway
Cellular component (GO): endoplasmic reticulum
Molecular function (GO): misfolded protein binding; protein-folding chaperone binding
Source: RefSeq, a predicted model, not a curated record